Molecule: messenger RNA, 1529 nt
Organism: Cyphomyrmex costatus
Lineage: Eukaryota; Metazoa; Arthropoda; Insecta; Hymenoptera; Formicidae
Gene: Grasp65
Product: Golgi reassembly-stacking protein 2
Exons: 7
Coding region: 148-1509 (453 amino acids)
Biological process (GO): Golgi organization
Cellular component (GO): Golgi apparatus
Molecular function (GO): protein binding
Source: RefSeq, a predicted model, not a curated record
UGGCCGUCGUGACUUCGUUUGGUUUACGUUACGAUAGUGCCACGUAUUUAUGUCAUUUGUGUCUUUCAUAAAGUCACACGAUCGACAAUUAUUUUAAUGUCUUUUUCUUGUUUAUUUCGAGUGACCUAAGAAGCUCUCUCGGCAGAUAUGGGGUCCUCUCACAGCGUGGAGAUACCGGGAGGCGGUACAGAAGGUUACCAUGUAUUGAGGGUUCAAGAAGGUUCUCCUGGACAACAAGCAGGACUAGAAGCAUUCUUUGAUUUUAUAGUAGCAAUUGGCAAUACGCGUCUGGAUCAAGAUAACGAUACUUUGAAGGAACUUCUAAAGGUUGGUGUAAAUAAGGAAUUAACAAUUACAGUGUAUAGUAGUAAAACACAGUCUGUAAGGCGGAUAAAUAUUGUUCCGAGUAUGACAUGGGGUGGACAGGGUUUAUUGGGUGUUAGUAUACGUUUCUGUUCAUUUGAAGGCGCUAAUGAGAAUGUUUGGCAUAUACUUGAAGUACAUCCAUCAUCUCCUGCUGAACUAGCCGGUUUACGGCCAUUCACUGAUUACAUUAUCGGAGCAGACUCCAUUCUCCAUGAAAGCGAGGAUUUAUUUACUUUAAUAGAGGCGCAUGAAUCACGACCUCUCAUCUUGUAUGUAUAUAACACUAAGAAUGAUUCCUGUAGAGAAGUGACUAUCACACCUAAUAAUACUUGGGGUGGAGAAGGAAGUUUGGGAUGUGGAAUUGGAUAUGGAUACUUACACAGAAUACCAGUCAGAUGCGUACCGAAGCAGAUAUCUGCUAAUUUAUAUGUGAAUACUGUAAUGCAAACACAACCAGCAGUGACUGCUAAUGUUACUGUGGCAGAAAUAAAUCCAAUUGUUAGUACAACAUCCGAAUUAAUUCCACCAAAUUCCACCGUUCCGAUGGAUAGCUCGAUAAAAAAUUUAAAAAGUGAACAGGAAGCUAUAUCUGUUCAAAGUAUACCUGGACCAAGUAUGCAAAUGCAACCAGCAAAUCAAGUCAAUUUCACUGGUCCUGUUGACAGCUAUUCACCCGCCAGUUCGGGACCUCAUAUGUUUCCAAAUCAAUCCACUAGUUUUACACCCGGCACUUAUCCAAUAACUCCAAACAUUCCUGGCAUGCCAACUGUUGCGGGGUUACCACCAAACGUUACCAAUUCUUAUGAAGUUUCAAUUGCACUACCUGGAUCAAUUAAUACCUCAGGACAACAAAGAGAGCAGAAUUUUGGUCAUAACACAACCACAAUCAAUAUCCCAAUAUUGCCGAGAGAGCAAAGUCCUAUUCCUAGUACAAACACAACUGCUGGCUUUAAUAUAGCUCAGUCUCACGUUGUAACAACACCUAUCUCACUGCCAGGAAUGCCACCUAUCACAGUCACCGCCUCUCUCCCACAAGACACUUCCUUUUAUCCAUCUGUUCUUCAACAGCAAAAUCAAUUACCACCCAGUAUCAACACUACUACCGUUGCUCCAACGAUAACAUUGCCAACAUCCACACAGUAAAGAAUUAAUGGGCACAUUCA